This is a messenger RNA of Plasmodium inui San Antonio 1, 2727 nucleotides long. RefSeq lists its product as hypothetical. The record is from RefSeq and is a predicted model, not a curated record. Bases 1 to 2727 code for a protein of 908 amino acids. The transcript is spliced from 2 exons. NCBI's taxonomy places the organism in Eukaryota, Apicomplexa, Aconoidasida, Haemosporida, Plasmodiidae.
AUGGAAGCGGAAGAGGUGAACUUCCAAUCGGUGGAGCUGGGCUCUCCUACCAGAGAACACAACCCCAGUUGUGAUGCCCAUAAAAAAAAGCAUAACCGAAAGAGGAAGAAAAAAGUGAGCAACUCCAGAUUUGUUAAUUUACGAGACUGGACAAGCAAAGUGCAAAAGAGGUAUGAGCAAAAGCUAAAAACAUCGGAACAGGGAAUGAAUCUAGGAAGGAAGAUUAGUUUGCCCAAUGGCAAACCUGAGUGCAACUACCCUUCCUCUUCCUACUCCUCCUCCUUCAAGUCAAGAUCCAGCUUGGGUAACAAUAUUAACUUCUCCUCCGAUGAAUCCAAUUACGAUUCGGAUAUUGAGCAGCGCAUCUGCCGAUUUUUGAAAUUGGAGAAUAGCGAAACAGUAAGGAAGAAAAAAAAGAAGAGAAAGGAGAAUGCCACUGAGGGGGAAGUUGUCGAUGGAGUUGCGGAUGGAGGUGUGGGCGUGGAUGUUUCCCUAGGUGAGCAUCCUGAUGUAACUGCCGAUGUAACUCCCAAUGUGAUUGGCGAUGUGGCUGCCAAUGUGACUGCCAAUUCGCCUUCCGAUGUGGGAGUAAACUCCCGAGCGAUGAACGACGCGACGAUUAACACGAUAGGGGGAGCGACAGAUCUGGGAGACACCAUGCUCGGUGACGACCAUUCUAUGAACCCCGUCAAUAAAGACACACAGAAGGAAAAACGAGAGUCAGAAGAUGCGCAGGCAGGACAGGAGAGGCCUAUCCAGACCAACGACAAACAAGUGAGUAGCAACACGAUGGAGAAGAAAAAGGAACAUACAGAGGAGUGCAAAAAAAAUCGUAAAAGCAACGACAAAAUGGUCAAUGCAGAUAAUGUGAAUAUUUCCUCUAAGGAGGGUAGCGCUCCCAAUGAGGAUGACAUACCCGAGAAUGACCGCCGAGGUGAACACCUCACCCCGCGUAGAAAUAUAAAGGGGGAAGCCGUUAACGGCGAACGGUCGCUUAAGAGAAAGAACGGAGUUAGCGCGGAGGAGGCUAACAAGCAAAUCAUCGUGGAGGAUAAAAACCCGGUGCAGGAGAGAGAUGCGCCAGCCCCUGUAAAGAAAGGAGCAACUGGAAAGGAAAAGCAGCAGAAAAAGCAGGAAGAAGAAGGUAAUAAAAAAGAUGAAAAAGAGGAGAAGCGUGAGAAGGAUGAGAAAUGCCCAAAAGAGCCCCAAAGCGAAUCGACACCCACAUCCGCAAGGGAAGAACCCCCUAAAGAAAACGACUCGCGGGAAGGGCCGGAGUCGAAAAGGGAAAGACAACCCAAGGAACAGACAAAGCAAAAUCGCGAAGAAGGUGACAUCAAGGAGGAACGCUCGCCGAGGAAGACAGAAGAGAAGCAGCAGAUCCAGAGAAAGGAGAAUCCACACAGACCUAGAGCUGAUAGAGGGAAGAAAAAAAACCAUCCGAAUGAAUGGGAAAAUCUGAGCAAAGGAAACCCCGACAAAAAUGGCUCAGAUAGUCAUCAAAAAAGAAAUGCGAAGGGAAAAGAGUCCAACAAAUCCAAGAAAUCCAUGAGCCCAAGUCGAGAAGGACAAGCGAAAGAAGCAGACAGAUCAAGUUCACGCAAGAAGGAGCAACCUCCCGCACAGAUACAGAAGGAUGUUACUACUAAUCAGCGAUCGGCGAAAAAUGGUGAGGAAAAAAAAAAAAAAGACAAUUCUCACCCCAGUGGAAAGGGAAGCAUCCAAAAUGGAGAAACGAUGCAUCCCGAUAGAGAAAGGGAUAGUAAUAACAAGGAGGAAGGGGAGAAACUCAACAGGAGAGACAGACAAGGAGAAUCAGAAGGGGAAGGCAACAGUGAAAGGGGAAGGAGGAGGAACAGGAGAAGGGACAGAAAUAGAGGUCGUCCAAGGGAAGCAGAGUGGAAUCGUCCGAGGGAAGAAGAGUGGGAUCGUCCAAGGGAAGCAGAGUGGGAUCGUCCAAGGGAAGCAGAGUGGGUUCGUCCGAGGGAAGCGGAAAGGGAUCGUUCAAGAGAAGCGGAAAGGGAUCGUUCAAGAGAAGCGGAAAGGAAUCGAUCGAGGGAGGCGGAGUGGAAUCGUCCAAGAGAAGCGGGAAGGGAUCGUUCAAGAGAAGCUGGAAGGGAUCGACAAAAUUUAAGGGAACGGGACAGGGAGCGAGAAAGGGAAAGAGAUCGAAAUUGGGAGGCAGAGAGGGAAAGAGAAAGAGAUCGAAAUUGGGGGGGAGAGCCAGAAAAGCAAACAGGUCGACAUCGGGGGGAAGAGGGGGAAAGGAAAAGAGAUCGAAGUUGGGAGGCAGAGCGAGACAGGGAAAGAGAAUCUGAUCGAGACUGGAAUAGACAAGCCGACCGAGACUGGAACAGAGAAUCUGAGCGAGGCUGGAACAGAGACAAUCAUUUUGAAAACGGAAAGAAGAUGACGAGAAUGCCCAAGCGUAACGACGCUUCACACGUCAUUUUAGAAAAAAAACUUAAUGGAGUACACCCAAACGUAAGCAGGAAGAGGCCCUUCUCAAACGAAAACGAAGGCAAUGCCAACCACGUGCCGAAGAAAAUUCAUGACCAAAGUGACCAGCAUAUGCACACGGAGAGAGAGCGUUACGUGUACAACUCAGCCGACACGCCCUCGAGGAAGUAUUCUGUUCAGAAAAAUAAAACGAACGAUAGAGAAAACUGGGAGAAGAAAAUGUCCAAACUGAAGGAAAAGCUCAUUAGGAAAAAUAUGAACAAGUGA